AUGGCGCAAAAGCCAAACAGAAGACCAAACCAGCGCAACGGUCCUCAGCACAAGAAGAAGAAGGUCUCUAAGGAGUGCGCGGAAGGUAAUACGGAACAAGUGCUUCAAUUCGACGUGCAGGCACUGUUGAAAAAACAUGCUGAAAGUGCGGGGAAAAUAGCGAAGGAGAACCAGGAGAAAACACCCUCAGUUGUGCGCGAAAACCGGAGCGAGGAUUUCCCAAAGACUGAAGUUACGGUCUAUGACAUAUCGUCGACGGGAGAUGGCCUGGCGCUUUCUCCUUCGUUCGAUCAUGUCUACGUUGUGCCGUUUACGGUUCCAGGAGAUCGGGUGCGGGUCAAGGUAGUUAGGACAAUGAGCCAGGACCCAUACAGUAUCACAGAUCUACUUGAAGUUCUCAAGCCGUCUCCCCAGCGUGACGACUCCCUCAUUAGGUGCCAGUACUUCGCCAAAUGCGGAGGAUGUCAGCUCCAAAUGCUCCCUUAUGAGGACCAGUUGAAGCACAAGAAACGGAUUGUAGAGAAGGCCUACGCCAAUUUCUCUGGCUUGCUUCCUGAACUAAUUCCUGCGGCACUUGAUACGAUGGGUUCACCACUACAAUAUGGUUAUCGAACAAAAUUAACCCCUCAUUUCCCGAUUCCAAGCCGAACCCGGCGCUCCGCCGACGCCGAUGUUGAGAAGGCAGAGGUGCCGCCCAUCGGGUUUAUGUUGAAGGGCAGACGAACUGUUAUCGAUAUCGAGGAUUGCCCCUUGGGCACGGAUAUCGUGAGGCUGGGAUUGAAGAGUGAGCGCAAGAGAGUUGCGGAGAACCUGCAUAUGUAUAGCAGAGGUGCUACGCUCUUGUUGAGAGAGAGCACCACAAGGGUCUACAACAGCAGGAAUGCAAGUCCCUGUACAGAUCACCAGCUACCAGAUGACGAGCAAGUGAUCCGAACAGAGCACCCAGAAUAUAUCGAAGAAAAGCGUUGCAUCACAGACCAAACCGGAACCUCAUUCGAAUACGUCGAUGACUACAAAUUCGAGAACAAGGCUGGACAAUUCUUCCAAAACAAUAACUCGAUCCUCACCCCAUUCACCCAAUAUAUCCGUGAUAAUGCCCUUGGCCCUUUCUCUCCCUCAACAACAUCAUCCAGUACACAGCCAGCCUCUAAAAUAAAGUACCUGCUGGACGCAUAUUCCGGCUCUGGCCUUUUCACCGUAACGCUCUCCCCUCUCUUCCUCUCAUCCCUCGGUAUCGAUAUUGCCCCUCAAUCCAUCGAAGCAGCCCGAAAAAAUGCCCGUGCCAACAAUUUACCUAACACCGGUUUCGCCGCCGCAGAUGCAGCCACCAUAUUUAAAGACGUUCCUUACCCUCCCGAAAAGACCCUGCUUGUAAUUGAUCCACCAAGAAAGGGCUGUGAUAACAACUUCUUGCAACAAUUGUUGUGGUACGGACCUGCAAGAGUAGUCUACGUAAGCUGCAAUGUUCAUACGCAGGCGCGUGAUGUUGGCGUACUGGUUCAGGGGGCGAAUGUUAAGGGGGAAGAAGUGAGAUAUGAAAUAGAGAGUAUUAAAGGGUUCGAUUUCUUUCCCCAGACCGGACAUGUGGAGGGCGUCGCCAUUUUAAAUAAGGUUGUUCCACCGGCUAGCAGUAGUGCCGCAGAAACAGGAGAGGAGGAGAAGAAGCAGACGGAUGCUUCUGUUUCUUCGGUAGCUAUGGAUGCAGGUUGUCCAGCUGGUUGA
Messenger RNA from Paracoccidioides brasiliensis Pb18, 1722 nucleotides. RefSeq names its product 23S rRNA (uracil-5-)-methyltransferase RumA. The transcript has a single exon. Gene Ontology annotation, molecular function: tRNA (uracil(54)-C5)-methyltransferase activity, S-adenosyl methionine-dependent. Bases 1 to 1722 code for a protein of 573 amino acids. The record is from RefSeq and is a predicted model, not a curated record. Gene Ontology annotation, biological process: tRNA processing.